This is a messenger RNA of Tigriopus californicus, 7071 nucleotides long. Its product is annotated as membrane-associated protein Hem-like. The transcript has 9 exons. The record is from RefSeq and is a predicted model, not a curated record. The coding region runs from base 2231 to 6280 and encodes 1349 amino acids. Lineage: Eukaryota; Metazoa; Arthropoda; Copepoda; Harpacticoida; Harpacticidae. Gene Ontology annotation, cellular component: SCAR complex. Gene Ontology annotation, biological process: cortical actin cytoskeleton organization; cell migration; cell morphogenesis.
UUGUCACAAUUAAGCAUACAGUUGGGAUCGAGGUGAUAUUCUAACAUUUUAGAGCCUCAAGAAUAUUUUGAGUUUCUCUCCCGAACAUUCCAGCGAUUUAUCCGUAACAAUCGUUUUGACAAUACGUCAUUUGUGACCUGACAGAUACAUUAGGAAAAUUCAAGGCUGUCAACAAGUUAUGGACGGCAAGUAGGAUAAGGACACCCAGAAUUGUCACUCUGCCAUUUCUUUGAUCAAACACAAAUAAGCAAGAGGGUGUUGUCGAAGGCCUUUUUCGUUUGGUGAAUAUGUCUUUUUCUCUCAGGAAUCUGAUCAAACCCCAUGGGAUCCCCAAAGUAAUAGAGCUGGUUUUGAUAUUUAUUGUUGUCAUGAUUACCAGACUCGGUGGACCGGGUACUAGCCUCUUGGAAAUGGGAGCCAAGAAUGAUGCCAAUGCUUUUGGUUACAUGGUUGUGUUCGGCUAUUUCUUCAUCGUUAUUGUCCAAACCAUUGGAUUAGUAUUUUCAGAGGAGAUCACUAUUCAGAAUUUGAUCUACACCACCUUUGGAGCCCUGUUUUUUAUGAGUGUGGGUCUCACCCAAGUGAUCUCAAGCCCCAAAGAUAAUGCUACCCGCAUAGCCCAUGGAUCCUUGACCAUCAUCGUCAGCUUGGUUUUUUUGGUAGAUUGUGGAUUUACUUUUUGGAAAGCAAGAAAAGAGAGAGUCUGAUACUGGAACCAAUUUUAAGAGAAUGCACAAAUUGUUCGUUUCCUAACAACUUGUGCCAAAAACGCCAGAAUUUUCUUAUCAACUUGCUGAGAUACAAAGUGCCGCUGUGUGAAAUGUAUUUUCAAACUUUUUUCAUAGCUUUUCUUAUUUCACUAGCCUAGGAUGAAAGAUUAUGGGGAAAAUGUUUUCAUUUUUUGUAAGAAAAAUCACCUCUUUUGUGGGCAAUCAAUUGCUGCUACUGGGAAUAGAGACCUCAGUAGAAUCAAAUAAACGUUUGCCUUUUUGAGUACUUCGUGACAAAACAUCGGAUCGCAAAGGCGACCAUGCCAGUAAAACAUUGUUUGAAUCCAACCCAUUUUUCUUGUUAGCAUGAAAAAUGCCGAAAAGGGAACAGCAAAGGUAUUUUCCACCCAACACGACGUUUAGGGCAAUUUGUUCAAAAUGUGGCACACCCGAGUAAAGACUUAGGAUUGUGUUUUCAUCCCAGGUCACGAACCUUUAAUCACCUUUUUUAUUCCAUGAGCAGGUCAAGGUUUAGCUGCCUGCGACAGGAGGAAUGGACCUGACAAUUUGCGAAGUUAGGCCACUCUGUGACAGCAAUAUUUCAGCCCCUCUCCCCCCCUCUCCUCAUUUUUUUUUUAAAAUGUAAUUGAUGGCCGUCUUACUUAGAAUGCAUUCAUUAAAAGUUCAGAUUUACAUAUUAAACGGUGCAGAGUUUUGCCAUUAGAUAACUAAGAAUUGAUUACCCUCAAAUGACAGCUCCUUGCUCUUCACUGCCUACGUCAAGUUCUCAACCGCAUAUACACGUCUUCAAGCUACGGAACAUGUUUCUAACUUUUCACUCAACCUUUAUUGUACAACCAUUUUUAUCCCAUCUUGAGUUGUAUGAACUCUGAAGAUCGGCCCGAACUAAAACAUUGCGUCCCCUUCAUUCUCACUGUCUUUCUCUCAGAAUUGAGUCAGAUUUCAUUGUUGCCCGUGGUGUCUUGAAUUUGCAAUUCUAAUGGCUCUUGUAAAAUUUCGGGACGAGUGCGGGGCAAAAACGAAAGACAAUGAAUUUGUUCCAUUCCUUGACUGUGAGAACAAUGCCGUAUUUGGUGUGGAUGAAUUUGCCAAAAACAUAUGAUUAAUUGAACUAAGAGCCAUGUCGUCGUCAUUGGCGUCGCUAAGGCUAUCAUUUUUUGGUGCAUUGUCUUCCCAACUAUUUUUGGGACAGGGAAAAGACUUGGAGGAUGGGAAAAGUUUGCUACUGGCUCGAGAAAGAAGACAUGUUAUCAACAGGAAGUUCCUUGCGCCGCCUCGUUCUAAUCAACAUCCACCUCGGUUCCUCCAUAUUCUCUAAGAGCUCAACCGUGCGAGGCAAAGUCACCCGAGCCAACGAAGUUCCACGUCUCCAUUUUCCAAAAGAUCCAAGCAAAAGCAAACUGUUGGCCGGCUUUGAACGAGGAAGAAGAAAGAAGAAAGAAGAAAGAAAAAAAGGAAAGAACAGAGAACAGAGGAGAGACGAAGAGAGCCUUUGAGCAAUGUUGCGUCUGGCCGAGAAGUUACUGCUCUAUCGUCACAAGGCCGAGGGCCUCUUACUCCGUUUGUACCAUCUCAAACAGGAGCUGAGCGAUGCAAAUUCUGAUCUCUCGUUUCUACACGAGAAAUGCUUCUCGCCCUUGAGCAAGGCUUUGAGUGCGACACGAGACCUCCGAGGUUUCCAGCCUUCCUCCAAGCACGUGGAGGAGAUCGAAAAAAUGCGUCCCAAGAUCCGGAAGUACUUGGCCUUACCCCACGACACCCUUUUGGAUGUGUACUCGCUUUGUUCCAGUUCCUUAUUGGAAUUGUUUCAAGAUUGUAGAGUUCUGUCUCUGGACUCGGGUCGGAGUCCCCAGCUGACGUCACUCUAUUUGGAUUUAGUGGUUCUCUACGGCUCUCUGCUCAUCUUGUUGGCCCGGAUGCCAGAGAGGAAUCUAAUUUGCAUUUUAAUGUGUUUCACGAGUUCUCAAGGGGGUUCGAGCUCGGGUGAAGCCAGUGUUUCAGCACUGCCAACGACCACUUUGGAGUCACUUGGACCGCGCUCCACGACAGAUCGAGAUUUCCAUCUUGGAGUUUUUGAUUUUAUGGAACGAGUGGGACGUCCCCUGGUGCUGAUGUACCACAGCCUUCGACCUUUCCAAGCCACUGUAAAAGGCGCCUUUCUUUCCUCCGUUUGCUUGGCCUUUGUGGGGCAGCGGAAAAGUAGUGAGCAGUGGCGGAGCGAGGAGUUUCUGUCCAUUCAAACCAUGGUCGGGACCCCCAACCCCUCGACAGAGGACCAGGUGGCCAUGACCUCUUGCAUGGGCUAUCCCAUUGGUCUGGAAAUGGUCCACUUGGAACGAAUCGAGCAAUGGAUGUUCUUUAGUUUCCUUAUUUGCCACUUUGUCAUCGACUUCAACCACAAAGACGCUGGAGAAUAUCGAAUUUGGUCCAUGCUCCUUCAAGGCAUGUGGGUUUUACCCAUUAUCAGGGACGAGGUCAUUUGGGUGCACGAGGAACUUGGACAAUUCUUCAAGGCCAUCAAAGGACAAAAAGGGGAGGACAGAGUCAGCAAAAAGGCCAAUGAAAUGAAAAUCCUCUAUGCCACAGCAACCCGAUCCGCUCCGUAUUACCAUUUCCAAAGAAGGCUAUAUUUGACGAGCCUCCUCAAGCAUUACUCAACAUUGCUAAGAGACUGUCCGGCCUUAUUAGGACCGAGGAUUCUUCAUGUUUUGAAGGUCUGCAGUCUCAGUCAAGAUGAGUUGUAUUGGCUUUUGGCUCACCAUGCCAACAAACCCAACAAAUUGUCUUCUGAGGCCGAGCGGUUCCUGCAAAUUGAUUACGAGGUCCUGGAGCUCAUGUUCCAUCUGGAUGAGAUCCGUCAAAUGGUUCAAAAAUUCGGCCAUAAAGUCGCUCAUCCUUAUUUCGAGGCUUACAUCACAACUUUUGACAUUCCGGCCCUGCAAGAGACUCUCCUGGGUGAGAUCGCCAAAAUAAAUGAUCCCGAUAUCAACUCUCAUCCCAUGCAAAUUACCCUGCAAAGUUUGAUGGGCGCCAUUCAUCCCGUCGGCCAAGAGCAAUCGGGUCGGGAUAAAUCGCCUGUCAACCCGUUGAGCGAAGACGAGAAACAACCCGAAGCUCUCGACAAUCCCUUCUCUCAGCCUCCUGCAGCCUCAGGCGUGCAACCACCAAGAAAUGAACGUGUGACCAAGAUCACGACCGAGGCUCUCCAAUUGGACUGUCUAAGACUUCAGGUUUUUCUUGUCACCACAAAUUUUCAAAAGGCUACCGAGUCCUCUUUGUCGGACUCAAAAUCCUCGACGGACAGCCUCCACCGACGACCCAAAUCCCCGCCAACAGCUUUAACUCGCCAAAUUGAUGCUUUGCUUUCACAUUUGGCCCUAUUGAAGAGCUCUGGUCAGCCAGACCAAGAUGUUGAAAGUGCCGCGAGGCCUUCGGUCCUUUUUGACGAUCCUAUUUCGUCGGCCUUAACCCUGGCACGACUCGCUGCGGGCUAUCCCGACAUUUUGAAGCGUUUCUUUAGUCAUGUGAUCAAUGGAAACGUACCUGGAACAACAAUGGGUCUGGCCAUUGCUUUCCCAUGUAUUUGUGCUCAUCCGGAAGACCUCUGGAAUCCCAUGUGUCCCGAGGAUUAUGAGCGAUUGGCCAAGGCUGCAACAGAAAAUGCAAAGUUCUUUUUGCGACAAAUCUGUGCUCAACUCUUCAAGCACUUUCGUGCAUGGCUAACCUACCAAAAUGCCGUUACUCGGUCCACCGAAGCCUCGAAUGGAGCUGCUUUGAAAGUCGCAUUGAAGAUGGCCAGUCGGAGAACGAAAGAUGUUAGCGAGACAUCUUCCGCUCUGUCGGAGGUCAUGAAGUCUCGCGACGACAUGAUUAAUCGAGGAACGAUGACGGCGGCCUUUGGAACGAUGAAGAACGCGUUACAGUUGGAAGGAGCCGUGUUUCCCCUAAUGAUGGCAUUGUCAUUUACCUUGAACCGUUAUGAUGAGAUGCGAGUAUUUUCUUGUCGCUUUCGACCACUUGAGUUCUUUCUUCAAACCCUAGAGGCGGAUUUCAUUGCCGGUAUUGGAGCCAUUUUGAAAAUCGAGCGCGGUACACUCAACACACCUACAAACGUACUUUCUCAUGUGGAAGAUUACAUUUGGUGUUUGCUGUCAUUGGGAAACCACGUAUCCGGUGUUGAUAUGCCCCUGAUCUGCCUGGGGCUCUUGAAUAUGAUGCAAAGGUGCUCAGUGGACCAACACAUGAAUGCCUCCCUUGGGGAAUCCGUUCAACAAUACCUAGAGUCCUAUUUCUCACAAGUCAUCAAACCCUUGGUGUGGAACAAUACCUUAGUGUUCUCGGAGACAUUCAAAUGUUUCGUCCUCCCAUCAUGCUUGGAUGUCACGAAGAAAGAUUUGCCUAUGAGCGAUGUCCUCAAAGCAUUUACCUUGGAAGAUUUUGUGGGGAGCAACCAAUUAGAAGCCUUGGCCAAAGUAUUUGGAACUGCGGGAAUUGAGGUCCUAAAGUCAAGACUUCUUCACGAACUUAUAUUCAAAGACCUCCGCGAACUACAAACCGUCACAAUGGCCUCAAGGAAUGAGGCCAUUCCUGUAUCGACAACCCUGUCUUUAGGAAUUCGACUAGGCGUUAGUUUGUCCAUACAUGAUCUUCUAGACCAAGCGGUGGGAAAAGUGAGCCGGGAGCGAUUGCCUCAUCUGUGCUCUGUUCUCGAAGACCUAAUUUCUGAGGACCAUCACCGACAAUCCGAUGAUGAAACGGACAAUGGCAUCCAGGAAAUGGCCUCGCUCAUGGGCCUUCAUCCCUCUCCGAGAAGCAACUUCAAUGUAGCAGAAUUAAUACACCGAGAAGCUCUGUUCGAGUAUGAGGACUUGCUUCAUUUAAUGCAGAUAUUUUCCCAUGCUAUCCCCUACUCGGGUUUAUUAACAUCCAGCCUAUUCAUUGGGGAAACCACUAAUGCCCGCGGGGAGAAGAUAUGCAUCGACGGUCAUUUCAACAACCUCAACUGCUUGGCACAAACUGUGAGUCAGCUGUUCUCCGUAUUGUUCUACUUGACUCGUCUACCCGUGGAUGAGGACCACGCUGAGGACAUCAUGAGAAAUCAAGAUGAGCGCCAUUGCUUCGAAGCUUUUCUGUCGCUUCUGGCCAAGAAACUGGUGGAUUUUCAAGGCCGAGGAGGCUCUACUACGAAGGAUUCCAAGUCCAACCAAGAGUCUGUCCUUCUUCUUCUUAGCCUCAUUAUUGAGCAUUGCCCGACCGUGGACCAUGACGUGCUCAAUAAGAUUUUCCCCCUUCCCAUCAAGCUUCUUCAUCGGGCUCGCGAACGAAUCGGACGAUCGGAACAUGAUGUGCGCUUUCAGAGAAGCUUUCAGGCCUUGAGUUUGACUGAUAAAUGCAUUGAAUCCUCGGAGCUGAGCCGACGGGAACUGUCCACAAAGAGUGGUCCGAUCAUGAUCCAAGUGCGAGAGGGAGACGACGAUCUUCAAAUCAAGCAAAACGACGACGUAAAUGAGGAUGAAGACAUGGCAUAUGAGUUCGUUAAUGAUUAUUAGCUGGAAUAUGACACGUUCUGAUGGAGCAAGAGAAUCGAAAAUAGCCACACUGAACAAUCAGUCCAUGAGGCCAAUCAAAACAGGAUAUGAAGGACGCUCCAAAUGGGCAAAUUCGAUUAUUCAAGUUUCAACAACCCUUAUAGUUAUCGGAAUUCAAUAACUUUCACAAACAAUUUUUGUCAUCCUUGCAUUUUCACUUAGUUUCAAUGGCCAACGAGCGAAGUCCAUGUUGACGCUUGAUAAACAAAUCUAACUUUCUUUUCACCACAAAAAAAUUGAUGCCAUUUUUCCCUUUGUCAGAUGACACCUAUUAUGGAGAAAAUUAUGCUAUCAGAAGGGUUGAAUGGACAAAGAAAUGUUCCGCGAAGUUAAAUUCUUCAAGUCACAAUUCAAUCAAAAACAUGAAACAUGAAACUUAUACAAACAAAGUGUGUUUGUAUACAUCCCCAGCGAAAGAAAAUGAAAUAUUUUGUAAGAGAAGUCAUUGCAAAUACAUCUGCGGUAGUAUAAAUUAUAAAGUAUGAGCCACUGGACCGUGAAAUUUUUGUAUAUAGGAUCUUUAUUUUGCUCUUACGAGUGUUUGACGGGCAAUUUUUAUUUGUAAUUUUUUUUGUAUUUUCUUUGAAAUUGUAAAACAUGAGCGUAAUAUUGUAAGCAGAAUUGCAAUUUGACGCUUAUAAAAUAUUCGAUAUCGAGGAAAGGAAAUUGCGAAGCUUGCCUUCCAAUAACUAAUUUCUUAUUGUGAUAACGUGCGAGUUAGCAAGUAUGCAAAUAAAGUCUCUGUGUUUCGA